AGCGGUAAGAUCGCAUCUUGUUUCUGUGGCGUGCUAGAUUUGUUGGGUAGAGGCAUCCACCAUUAAUAGGGUGUGUGUGUGUGUCGUUAGCUGGGGUACGGAGACAAGAAAUGUUUUAGGGCUGUUCAGGAAAGGGGUGAUGAUGGCCGACGAGCAGUCAGGGCCGGCGGUGGUGGUGGCGAUGAAGGGCCACCCGGGGUCUGGCAAGUCUACGGCGGCGCGCGCCAUCGCCACCGCGCUCCACUGCCCGCUCCUUGACAAGGACGACGUUAGGGACUGCACGCUGCCCCUCGAGGGCUUGGCCGCCGCUGGCUUGCUCAACGAGCUUUCCUACGCCGUGCUGUGGCGGGUGGCUGAGCGCCAGGUCCGGCUCGGCCUGUCCGUCGUCGUCGACUCCCCGCUGUCGCGCCGCGAGCACCUCGACACGUUGACCUGCCUGCCCGCCGCACUUGUUGUCAUCGUGGAGUGCCGUCCUAACGAUGAAGAGGAGUGGCGUCGGAGGCUAGAGGAGCGGGGGGUGGCCGUGGCCAGUGGUGGUGCUGGUGAUGGAUGGCAUAAGCCGAAGACGUGGGGUGAGCUGGAAAGGCUUGUAGAAGGGUACCAAGGUUGCACAGAUUAUGAAAUUGGGGAUGUGCCAAGGAUUGUAUUGGAUACAACUGAUCCGACAGUCGAUGCGCAGAUGAUCGCUGCGAAGGUUGUCGGUUUCGUUAGGUCUCAUCUUGCUUGUAGCCAAUAGGUUUACUGGCUGUUUGUUGUUGCCAAACAUUUUGUGACAGACAGGUUUCACCUGUUUGCUAUUACAAGCAAAAAUGUACAGAAAGUUAGCAUUAGGUUAGAAUUUCAUGGCAAAAUGUUGAUAUGCUGUACUGUAGUUCUUCUGGUUUCAUUUUUCGUUUGUUCCUGUCCCAUCUUUCCUUGUACAGAUAAGAAGUGCGAUUCUCACCCUUCAUUUUCGGGUGGAACAUACCGAUUUUGUAAAAUGAUCCACCUUUGCCUUUGCCUGAUCUUAAAAGCUAUUCUGUUUUGGA
Messenger RNA from Phragmites australis (common reed), 1028 nucleotides. RefSeq lists its product as uncharacterized. The record is from RefSeq and is a predicted model, not a curated record. The coding region runs from base 140 to 736 and encodes 198 amino acids. NCBI's taxonomy places the organism in Eukaryota, Viridiplantae, Streptophyta, Magnoliopsida, Poales, Poaceae. The transcript has a single exon.